CUCAAUACACAUGAAGUUUGUUGCCUUGAGAGCGCUUGUUCGUCUUCUCGAUCUUCAGCUUUGUGAGCAUACAUAUCGCAACAAUGCCUGAGAUUGGAGAAGUGGCACGCAUGGUGCAUUACCUGCGGAAGCACCUGGUCAAUCGCACGAUCGCAUCAUGUCAAGGCUUCGAGGACACAAUAGUAUACGGCAAGAAGGGAGGCACGGAUGCAGAGACCUUUGCGAAAGCGUUGACAGGCAAGAAGGUCACUGGAGCUGGACAACAAGGCAAAUACUUCUAUGUAACCUUCGACAAGCCGCCACAUUCGGUCAUGCACUUGGGAAUGACGGGUUGGAUCAAGUGUUCCACUGAAGAGACCGCGUACUACAAGCAAGCGAAGGAGGAUAACAAGAAGCCUGAGAGCUGGCCGCCAGAAGAGAAGUGGACGAAAUGGUUGAUCAAGUGUGAUGCAGAGGGUGAUCGAGAGGCUGUCGAACUCGCGUUUGUGGACGCAAGGCGAUUAGGCAGAAUUGGUCUUGUCGAUUGCAAAGCAGAGGACAUUCGGAAGCACAGCCCAUUGAAGGAGAAUGGACCAGAUCCAUUCAUCGACAAGGAUAUUGUCACGGUCGACUGGUUGACAAAGCUACUCAACAAGAAGAAAGUCCCCGUCAAGGCUCUCCUGCUCGAUCAAGCCAACAUCAGUGGCAUUGGCAAUUGGGUCGCCGACGAGAUCAUGUACCAAGCGAAGCUACAUCCGGAGCAGUACAGCAACACCUUCGACCAGGCACAGAUCAAGCGACUACAUGACGCUAUGAUUUCCGUGGUCUCGACAGCUUGCGAGACACUUGCAGACAGCUCCCAAUUCCCAGAGACAUGGCUGAUGAAGUAUCGAUGGGACAAGGGGAAGAAAGGCGAUGUCAACAAGCUACCUAGCGGUGAGAAGAUCGAACACAUUACUGUAGGAGGCAGAACUUCCGCAUUCGUUCCGUCUGUCCAGAAGAAGACUGCGGCAGUCGCCGGUGACGUUGAUACUUCAAAGGGAGACGCAAAGACAGAGAAGAAAACGCCAAAAGCUGCUAAGCGUAAGGCCAAGGCUGAUGAGGAGGAUAACGAGGAGGAGGAAGUCUUGCCAGCCAAGAAGCAGCGUGGCAAGAAGGUCAAAGUAGAGACAACUGAAGAUGCUGACGACGAAGAUGCUGAAAGCGAGGUUGAGGAACUCAAGACCAAAAAGGCAAAGACCACACCCAAGAAAUCGACGAAGGAAGCGAAACCUGUGCUGCCCGGCGAACGACAGUCUUCCCGCAAUAAAGUGAAGGACGAAUCAGAGGCUGCAAAAGGCAAGAAAACUAAGGCAGCACCGAAGAAAGAGGCCAAACCAGCGACGCCUGGAGAGCGCAAAUCAACGCGUGGCAAGAAGUGACCGCCGUUCUUUCCAUCACUCGUUCGUGCAACUGCUUUCUCAUUAGCGAUGACAGAGAUACCAUGAUAGUUUUGCUUGGAGUUGUACAGAUUGAACAAUAUUACAAUUAGCAAGGCCACACAGAUGAGAUCUUCUUCAGAUCGGAUCUCAAAAUCCAAGC
Molecule: messenger RNA, 1560 nt
Organism: Cercospora beticola
Lineage: Eukaryota; Fungi; Ascomycota; Dothideomycetes; Mycosphaerellales; Mycosphaerellaceae
Biological process (GO): base-excision repair
Cellular component (GO): nucleus
Molecular function (GO): zinc ion binding; DNA-(apurinic or apyrimidinic site) endonuclease activity; damaged DNA binding
Source: RefSeq, a predicted model, not a curated record